Messenger RNA from Aspergillus alliaceus, 1281 nucleotides. RefSeq lists its product as uncharacterized. The transcript has a single exon. The coding region runs from base 265 to 999 and encodes 244 amino acids. NCBI's taxonomy places the organism in Eukaryota, Fungi, Ascomycota, Eurotiomycetes, Eurotiales, Aspergillaceae. The record is from RefSeq and is a predicted model, not a curated record.
AAACACGUGGAGCGCCAAGUGUAAUGACUUAUGAAGCCGAAUUAACCUUACACCUUCUGUCUUCUCCCUGCGUGGCUGUUAAUCGGGAUACCCUGUGAUCCUCAUUGUUAUAUAAGCCAAAUUCGAAUCUUCUCUUUCUUUGGGUGUUUCCGGUGUUGUCGCAUUCAGUUCCGUCUACACCGCAUUAUCUUUGCCGCCAUCCCAAUCCUCCGCCACUAUACCAAGCCUCGACCUGGUUCUGCUGAACAUUUGGAGUACAACAUAAUGUCUUCUUAUUUUUCUUCCCUCACGUCCUCUUCGGCGAUCUCAAAUCUCGGUACCCGUCUCACGUCCCUUCGUCGAGCAAUCACUUUAGGCGACGAAGCAGACGACCCGGACCACGAGGACUGCUCUCACAUCUCCAACGUUCUGCGCGCGUACUAUACCGAGAAAGGUCGUCCGCUUCCCACCUGGCUUCCACCUAACCCCAAAGCUCCAACUCCUUCUCCUGCACGAACUAUUGCAACAACUCAAAUACAACCUAGUGCCCAUGGCUCGGCCCCUGCAACGGCGAUGUAUGGACGUGGUAGUGGUGGUGGAUUGGGUGAUCUGUGGGGUGACUCAGGCUCGGCACAACCUCCUGCUUCCCAGACAUCUAGCUUGCGGCGAGGACGGGGAACCCCUGGCAGCAUGGGUGCGCCGUUGGCCGCCACCAGCAGUGCGCCUCCGGGAUCAAUAGCAACACCGCCAAGUCACUCCCCUACACCACCAUCGCUGCACCCGGGCGGAGGGCGACCACUGCCCAGUCAGCGAGGUGGAUCAUAUCAAUCAGUUUCGGGGCCAAUGACGGGUUCUCAGCCCCUAGAACGGGCAGCUUCGGCCCAAGAAAGGCUUCGGGCUAGGUUACAUGGAGGUCGGUCGCCUAGUCCUGGGCAGAACCUGAAUAGUCGGCCAGUUUCACCAUACUAUGGAGGAUCGGAUCCUACCGCACGAAAACCCGUUGGGGGAAGAAUGCGAUGAAAAGGCCCACUAGUGGUCUCUUUCAUAGGAAGAGGAAGGAGAGAAAGCCGAGGAUCGAUCAUCCCGCCGAGAAGGAGACAGACACUGCUGGCUAGUGUUUGUGGUCUCACUUGAGGAUAGGAUACUCUCUCUCUUUUCUCUUUAUAUUAUUUUUCUUUUCUUAACUAAUACAUAUAAUUUAGUGCUACUCAUCUAUGUAUAGUACAGAGAAUUUUAGUACCUUGCCUGAUGUAAUUGAUAUUGUGUAAAUAUAUAGGGCAAAUGAAUAAAAAUAUAUUGGUA